Molecule: messenger RNA, 2733 nt
Organism: Aureococcus anophagefferens
Lineage: Eukaryota; Pelagophyceae; Pelagomonadales; Pelagomonadaceae
Exons: 3
Coding region: 1-2733 (910 amino acids)
Source: RefSeq, a predicted model, not a curated record
AUGAAGUCGCGGACGUCGACGUUCCUCUACGACCAAAUCUUCGUCAAACACGCGCGCGAUCCCGCCGCGGCGGCCGCGGCGACCGUCUUCCACCAGGACGCGCCCUACUGGAGCGUCGAGGGCUCGCAGAUCGCGUCCGUGUCCAUCGCGCUCGACGACGUCGACGAACGCGACUGCCUGGACUUCCUGCCGGGCACGCACCGCCUGCCCGAGUUCCAGCCCGUCCACUUCGCCUCCGGCGAGCCCUACGAGUCGGAAAGCCCGCUGCCGACGCUCGACGUCGCGGCGCUCGGCGGGCCCCGCGCGCGCUUCGACCUCUCGCCGGGCGACGCGGUCGUCUUCGACGGGCGGCUCGUCCACGGCGGCGCGGGCUCCUUCGGGCGGGCGCUCGUGCUCCGCUUCGUCGGCGACGACGUCGUCUUCAGCCGCGCGCGCUUCGACUCGGGCCACGCGAUCCCGACGCGGGACCCCGUCGGCCUCGCCGACGGCGCGCCGCUCGCGGACCACGUCGACUUUCCCGUGUGCUACGUGGACCCGUUCUUCGGCAAGCGCGGCGCGUCGCCCGUGUCCGUCCUCGAGUGGUCCAAGGGCAAGGCCCUGCUCGUCGACGCGGCGAAAACCGCGGGGGUCCCGACGAAGUGUGACGACCUCUAUGACUACAUCGUGAAAAAUACGACAGUGAAGAAGUACGCAGUAAAUGGUUAUAAGAAGAGUCUCAAAGCGUUCAUCUCCACUUACUUCAUCCCGAAAGAUCCGGACGCGCCGCCCGCCAAAGCACUCAUCGUCGAGGACCUGUCGACGGCGACGCGCGAGGAACUGACCUACCCCGUCUCGACAUUCGCGUCGGGCGGGCCGUAUUUCACGAACGCGGCGGUCGGCGCAGACGCCGCGGAGGAGGAGGAGCGGACGCCGCAGCACGCCUUCGUCGUCGAGUUCUUCCAGGGCUACCGCGAGACGGUCCCGGUGACGAAGCCGGUGAUGGGCCGCGCGGUCGCGCGCGUGCCCGCGCCGACGCACUACGGCUCGGUGCGCGAGCGUUACCGGGACGCAUCAUCUCAUCCGUUCGGCGUGAGCUUGGGCACGAGGCUGUUCAGCGUCGAGGAGCACGGCCCGGAGGCCGCGAAGACGAUGGCUUACGAGGACGCCCUCGUCAUCCUCAGCAUGAAGAAGGUUAAGGGCUCUCUGGUCUACGAGGGCCAGCUCGAGCGCAUCGCCGACGAGGGGACGCGCGCGCGGGUCCUCGCGGAUCGCGCGGAGCUGGCCGCGAGGGGGACGCACCGCAGUCCCGUCAAACACGGGGCUACUCGUUCCGCAGCACCCGGCGUGGGGCCCGUCGUGCGCCGCGGGGGCGGCUACCAGGUCCAGGUGAAAGGCCGCGACCAGUGGCUCGACGCGACGGACGGUGACGCGAUCGAGAAGGCGUCCGAGCGCGCCGUCGCCGGCUUCGGGUCGACGCACCUCUCGAGGCUCCAGAACGCGGAGACGGCGAAGGCGUUGGACUCCGGCGAGGUGUCGUUCCGGGAGGCGACGGACUCCUGGCGGCGCCGCGAGUCGAUCGAGACCGCGUUCCGCGCGGACGCGCUCGCGAACGUCGACGACGGCGACGACGGCGACGACGAGUGCGCGUCGGCGUCAUCGCCCGCGGGCCCCGGCGCGGCGCUCGAGCUCGCGAAGCAGUCCGCGGAGUCGCGCGGAAAGAUCGCCGCCGUGUCGCGGCCGCGGACGAGCUCCCGCGGCGCGCGCGCCGACGACGCGGCGCCGACCCUCGACGACGACGCCGCGGACGCCCCGAGCGUCGAGUCAUCCGCGAAGAGCGACGCCGCGGAGCCGCCGCAGGACGGAGAAGGCGACGCGCGGAACCCGUCGCCGUCGUCGGCGAUCGACGCGCUCGCGGCGGCGCUCGUCGCCGGCGGCGUGAGCCUGGACGCGGCCGGGACCGCGGAGCUCGUCCUAGGAAGUCUGGAGGCGUCCGGCUGGUCGCUCGUCUCCUCGAACGUGCCCCGCGGCCGCUGGGACGACUUGGACUUCGGCGCGUCGUCGGACGACGACGCGUGCUUCGAGAACCUGUUGCCGUUCUUGGGUGAGGGCGCGAGCCGCUGGACGGACACGACGCUGCCAGACGAAGAAGCGGCCUGCUACGACAACCUCACGGACUACCUGUCGUCGACAGGCAUUGACAUUAUUAUUCGUCCGAGCUUCGCGCCGCCGGCGCCGCCGACGGAAGUCUUCGGCAUCGCGCGGGGCUCGCGCGCGUCGGCCGCGCUCCUCGACGCCGAAGCGCGGCGGCGGCUUGGCUCUACGUUCGAAUUCAAGGCGCUCCAGGACAUGGUCAACGCCCUCGCCUUCGAGGAGUCCGACGUGGGCAAGCGCCUCGUCGAGCUCCGCCUCGGCCUGCGUGCAACUCAACCACUGGUUUGGGACGUCCUCAGGCCCAUGUGGUGCCUGGCUUACCUUCUCGAAGGCGAGCAGGCGACGGCCGCGGGCCUGGUGCUACGGCCCGUCAACUUCCAGCUGAGCUGGGCGGGGAUGCAGAACCUGCCCGAGAUCGUCAAGUACUACGGCUCCGCCCGCUUCGCGCGCGUCUCCGACAGCGGCCGCGCGGACAAGGACACGCUCGGCGCCUACGACCUCGGCGAGGAGGCCUUCAACGCGGAGGCGCCGAGAUACAUCAAGGACAAGUGGGCCAAAAAGGCGAUGAAGAACCUCCGCGAUUCCUUCGUCAAGCAGCAGUAG